Messenger RNA from Olea europaea var. sylvestris, 3127 nucleotides. Its product is annotated as zinc finger CCCH domain-containing protein 53-like. NCBI's taxonomy places the organism in Eukaryota, Viridiplantae, Streptophyta, Magnoliopsida, Lamiales, Oleaceae. Gene Ontology annotation, molecular function: metal ion binding; RNA binding. The transcript is spliced from 10 exons. The record is from RefSeq and is a predicted model, not a curated record. The coding region runs from base 538 to 2592 and encodes 684 amino acids.
GGUUCUUGGAAUUAAUUGUGUUACAGCGGGCAGUAUUGAUGGUCCUCCUGUGCUCCCUGCUGUUGCUGUCAAAGUGCUGCAAAAUCCUGCAGACAGGCAGGCUGCAUAGAAUGAAGACGGUGCUUUAGCUUUUACGGUAACUUCAAUUGCUCAAAACCAUAAGUCGAAAGAGGAAAAAAUAAUAAUAGAGACUUAACAGAAUGUUGAAUUGAAUGUGGGUUUUUAUUGAUUAUCUUCAGUUGAUUUCCCUGGUCAGAGAUGAAAGAUUUGAGAUCCUUCAUGGGUAAGUUGUACUUCAGAGUUUAGAGUUCAAAGCAACUUCUUUAAUUUAAUUUUGGAACAAGAGAAAAGAUUAAGUGAACUACUGCCUGCUGCUAUACUACAGUUGGUAGGCGUGGCUUGGAACAAGAAAGAAGGGAUUUUUCAUUUGCUUUUUACCAAUCUUUCUUUACUCAAAGAAAGAGUAGCUAGUGAUUGAAAGAGAAAGGUGGGUUUGGAGGUUGGAGUGGAAUCUACUACUAACCUCUGAAAUAGAACAUGGAUGCAUACGAAGCAACAAAGAUUGUUUUUCAAAGGAUCCAAUGCUUGGAUCCUGAAAAUGCCUCUAAAAUCAUGGGAAUUCUUCUGUUACAAGACCAUGGUGAGAAAGAAAUGAUCCGUUUAGCUUUUGGCCCUGAAUCUCUGGUUCAAUCUGUAAUUCUUAGAGCUAGGAAAGAUUUGGGUUUAGCGUCAUCAAAUACUCCUUCAACCCCUUCAAGUCAUUCUCCUUCACAUUUCAGCAACCCUUUAUCUCUCUCAAGGACUAAUUCUUCUUCUAGGCUUCUUGGUGGUGUGAAUUUUCCUUCUCCUCUAAGUAUGCCUAAACAGUCUUCGACUGCAGCUUCCUCUUGGGCUAAUUCCAGCUUCUCUGAUUUUAAAAUCCCGGAUGAUUUAAUCAGUCCUGGUUCUGCACCAGUUGCGUAUAAUGCAACCUCUCCAUCUGCUACGAAUUCUGCUGCGCCACCUUUUUAUGCAACUGGAGAGGUUGAUCUGAUUGAUGAGCUUCAUUUACAAGACCACCUCUCUUUCCUCAACGAUGGCUCUCCAUCACUGAUGCAUAAAAGCCCUGAUGUGUUCUACACACAGCAAGAUUUGGGCUCAAGUCCAAGUGGAAAUGGAGACGAAGAAGGGCUGUUCUUCCCUUCUUUCGGUGGUGCCGCUGAGAACUGGGGUGAAGACUCAGUCAACGGCUUUCCUCACCGCCGCAGCUGCUCAGCUAGUGAUAUCUGCUUUGGUCCUGAUGAUCUUGGUGGAGGGUUUGGAUGGAAACCUUGUCUUUACUUUGCUAGAGGGUACUGCAAGAAUGGCACCAGUUGCAGGUUCGUCCAUGGUGAGAACGGGGUGGAUGGUGCCGCUAUGGUUGGCUCACCAAGCCAGUUUGAGAUGGAGCAGUGCCAAGAGUUGCUUAGAUCCAAGUUUGUGCCACAACAAAGGCUGGCCGCAGCCUCUUCACUCGUGGCUUCUACUAAUUUUCCUUACUCCCCAGUGGCCACAAACAGAGGCAUGGAUUUUCUUCUCCAGCAGCAACUGCAAGCUGAGAGCCCAAGAGCCUUUAUGGGUGAUGAUAUGCACAAAUUUAGUCGGUCUCGGCUUGAAAGAGGUGAUUUUGGUAUGAUAAAUCCUGGUUCGAGGCAGAUUUACUUGACAUUUCCAGCUGAUAGUACUUUCAAGGAAGAAGAUGUGUCCAAUUAUUUCAGUAUUUACGGGCUGGUUCAAGAUGUGAGGAUUCCAUAUCAGCAGAAACGAAUGUUUGGUUUUGUCACGUUUGUUUAUCCAGAGACUGUAAAGCUCAUUCUUGCUAAGGGCAAUCCACACUUUGUGUGUGAUGCUCGGGUACUUGUCAAGCCGUACAAGGAGAAGGGCAAAAUCCCCGACAAAUACCGAAAACAGCCACAGAUGGAGAGGGGAGAGUACACUGGAAAUAGUAGCCCUACCGGCCUCGAGUCGAGAGAUUUGUAUGAUCUUCAGCUUGGCGUGAGGAUGUUCUACAACAACCCUGACAUGCUAUGGAGAAGAAAAUUAGAGGAGCAAGCAGAUUUGCAGCAAGCCAUUGAGCUCCAAAAUAGGAGACUCAUGAGUUUACAACUUCUUGACAUGAAGAGGACUAGCCACCACCAAACUCUCUCGACUGGUGGCGUUAUUUCAUCGCAGACACACUCCCCGAGUUUUUCGAACCAAAAUAACAUCCUAUCUGGUGACCGCAGCAGUCCGGAGUCUAAACAAGAGAAGCAAUCUUUUCCUCUCAAGGAUGAAAAUAGCAAAGACACAGCAAAUCCCAAUAAAGAAAAUGAUUUGCAAGAAAGUUUGGAACACAACCUCCCCGAUAGUCCGUUUGCAUCUCCAAAUGCUGCCGGAGAUUAUCCAACAGCUUUCUCUAUGGAGCCUGAAGAGGCGGAUAAGGUCACUUUGAUUUCAGCAUCAUCUCCUGCUGACAAUAGUUUGAUUGGUUCAUCCUUAUUUCCUGCUGGUUCUUCAUUAGACAUGGCUCCAUACAAAUCAUGUUACUUUCAAGUACCUAGGUUUGCUUCUGGUCAUGAGACCAUUGGAAUGUAGGCCUAGAAUCUUGUCUUUUCUUUUAGCUUCCAGGAUGAAGAUUGAUUGAUCUGUAGUAACCACCAAAAAUCAAACCAGCAGCAUUAGUUACAAAGACUAUACCUACUUACAAUCAUACAAAUGCAUACUUAAAAGGCAGUAAAGGAAGUGGGACAGCCAUCCAUUUUCUCUUUAAUUAAUUCUACUCCCUGUAAUUUCUUAUGUGUUGUCGGACCACAGGUAAAACAGGAAAUAGUUACAGUGAAUUCAAAGAAAAAUCAAUGUGUAGAAGUAAAUUUCAAGGUCUGUAAUUUCUUCCCCUUUCUCACCACUGAUGGCUAUUCCCCAUUGUAUAAUCCUACAAAGAAAUUAGGAAAGUCCAUAUGGGUAUCUUUCUUAAUUUUGUAUAGCAUAUGCAAUCAGGAGCAGACCCACAUGGGGUCAUUUAGGAUCUUUUUUCCCCCCUAGAAAAUGAUUAUUUUGACCCGUUUAAGACCUAUUUUGAUAUACUCAUUUCGUGAUGUCAAAUGAAAUCGAAACAUUACAUUUUUAAUAU